Molecule: messenger RNA, 774 nt
Organism: Phanerochaete carnosa HHB-10118-sp
Lineage: Eukaryota; Fungi; Basidiomycota; Agaricomycetes; Polyporales; Phanerochaetaceae
Exons: 3
Coding region: 1-774 (257 amino acids)
Biological process (GO): transmembrane transport
Cellular component (GO): plasma membrane
Molecular function (GO): water channel activity
Source: RefSeq, a predicted model, not a curated record
AUGUCUCAAUCUCCCCGACAAAAUUCACCAAACAAUGGCAGCGUCAACGCCGGUGACAGUCGACUAACGCGGGCAGGCCUUUUCGCGACAUUCAAGGAUGACGUCCAGGCCGCGUUGCUGGAGUUCAUCGGCACAACGGUGUUCCUCAUACUCGCCUUCGGAGCAGUACAGGCCACAGUGUCAGAGCAGGGCAGUUCAGGGGCAGCCGGUGACUCGGGUAUCGUCCGCGUCAUGUACAUCUCGCUGUCUUUUGGCCUCAGCCUGCUGAUCUCCGCGUGGCUCUUCUUCCGCGUCACGGGCGGUUUGUUUAACCCCAACGUCACCUCCGCACUUCUUCUUUCGGGCAUCAUUGGGCCUGUGCGUUUUGUGUUGUUCUGCAUCGCUCAGCUCAUCGGAGGGAUUGCUGCGGCAGCCCUUGUUCUGGCAUUGACACCGGGACCCUUGGCUUCAAAUACUGCCCUUGCACCAGGCAUUAAUGCCGCGCAGGGUGUAUGGAUGGAAGCUUUCAUGACUGCCAUUCUCUGCCUCGCAGUACUCAUGCUUGCGGCCGAGAAGCACGUCGCGACUCCAUUUGCACCGAUCGGCAUCGGUCUCACUCUCUUUGCGGGAGAGCUGUUCUCGGUAUACUACACCGGCGGUGCCCUCAACACCGCGCGAGCAUUUGGGCCCGCUGUCGUGACCGGCUUUCCGCAUGGCUCGCACUGGAUUUACUGGGUGGGCCCGGGCAUUGGCUCGCUUAUCGCGACAGCGCUGUACGCAGCUCUCAAGCAGUAA